CUUGCCUUGUUUUUCUCUCGGUUUUAUCUAUGUGGCAAGAACGGAAGACUCUUGUAGCUGCUGGAAUUGGCGCUUCUCUGCUUGUUUACUAUCUGUUCAAAUACUUCAAAAGGAAAACUCAAAGCGACCUGAUACCUAUAGGAAUUGUGAAGGAACUGUAUGUGUACCCCAUAAAAUCAUGCAAAGGAAUCAAUGUGUUCUCGUUUUUCUGCCAUCCCCUCGGUCCUGUAUCUGGAGAAAAUUUUGAUCGCUUCUUCGUCGUCAUUGAUGGCAAAACUGGGCGGUUUUAUACCGCUCGGCAGAAGCCUGUGAUGGUGACCAUCGAAUGCAGCGUUGCCGACAAUAAACUGACUGUAAGCAGUCCAGAAGGGAAUAGAGCGACCAUCGACAUCGAAAGCGUCCGUCAGAGAAAUUUGGUAAAAACGGCAUUGCUCCAUUCAAACCUGCGCACUGAUGGUCUCGACUGUGGUGACGAAGCAGCUAAAUUCUUUGCUGACGCUCUGCAGGAGCCAGACGCACGCCUCUUGAUGUACAAUGAAGGGCUGUUUACGGAGAGAACAUGCGUUCCUCAUCCAGACUGGUGGAAUAAUAACGUGCCGAAGAGAGCUGAUGAUAACGCUUAUGCAGAUCUAUCUCCAUACAUGCUCACUACGCAAGCAUCAUUAGAGUCUUUAAAUACUCAUUUGGAACAAGAUGUCAGCACAUCGAAUUUUCGUCCAAAUAUUGUCGUAGAUGGCUGCCCAGCUUGGGACGAAGAUAAAUGGAUUGUUGUGAAGAUCGGCGAAACUAAAUUACAAUGUUUCAAACCAUGUACAAGAUGUGUGCUGACUACUGUUGAUCCAAAAACAGGACGAAAGGAUAAAGACAUGCAACCAUUGAAAAAGCUUCGAGAGUUUCGUCUUGCUCCUCCAGGUCCCAUGCGUGAGCAACACAGGGAUAAACCGAUCUUUGGCGUAAAUGCUGGAGUAGACAAACCGGGUCAUAUUCACGUAGGCCAGACUGUCUAUGUCCGCUACAAGAAAUCAGCCUUCUGA
Molecule: messenger RNA, 1034 nt
Organism: Cylicocyclus nassatus
Lineage: Eukaryota; Metazoa; Nematoda; Chromadorea; Rhabditida; Strongylidae
Source: the annotation of a GenBank genome assembly